Molecule: messenger RNA, 3690 nt
Organism: Adineta steineri
Lineage: Eukaryota; Metazoa; Rotifera; Eurotatoria; Adinetida; Adinetidae
Source: the annotation of a GenBank genome assembly
AUGGCUAUGUCGACAACGAUGGAUCAAGUUGUAAAACGAGCUAAAGAUAGUUUCGGACAAAUGUUUGAUAAAAGUCUACAUGAUCUUGUUCGAGGCAUUCGAAAUCAUAAAGAUAAUGAAGCAAAAUAUAUUAAUGAAGCUAUUGAUGAAAUUAAACAAGAACUUAAACAAGAUAAUAUAUCAAUGAAAGCGAAUGCUGUUAAUAAAUUAACUUAUCUUCAAAUGCUCGGUUAUGAUAUAUCAUGGAGUGCAUUUAAUAUAAUUGAAGUAAUGAGUUCCAAUAAAUUUACUUUUAAACGAAUUGGAUAUCUUGCUGCUUCACAAUGCUUUCAUGAAGGAACAGAUGUUUUAAUGUUAACAACAAAUAUGAUUCGAAAGGAUUUAAGUAGCUCAUCUAUGUAUGAAUCAGCUGUUGCAAUGAGUGGUCUUUCAUGUUUUAUAAACGCUGAUCUUGCACGAGAUUUAGCAAAUGAUAUUAUGACUCUUAUGACAUCAACAAAACCAUAUAUUCGUAAACGAGCUGUACUUCUAUUAUAUAAAGUAUUUCUUAAUAAUCCUGAUGCACUUAAACCAGCAUUUCCACGUUUAAAAGAAAAACUUGAAGAUCCUGAUCCAGGUGUACAAGCUGCUGCUGUGAAUGUUAUCUGUGAAUUAGCUAGACGUAAUCCAAAAAAUUAUCUUGCAUUAGCUCCAAUAUUUUUUCGUCUUAUGACAACUUCUACAAAUAAUUGGGUGUUAAUUAAAAUCAUUAAAUUAUUUGGUGCAUUAACACCAUUAGAACCACGAUUAGGCAAAAAAUUAAUUGAACCAUUAACAAAUUUAAUUCAUAGCACUUCAGCUAUGUCUCUUUUAUAUGAAUGUAUUAAUACUGUAGUUGCUGUUCUCGUUUCAAUCUCAUCUGGUCUACCUAAUCAUAAUGCUUCAAUUCAAUUAUGUGUACAAAAACUUCGAAUACUUAUUGAAGAUUCCGAUCAAAAUUUAAAAUAUCUUGGUUUACUUGCAAUGUCAAAGAUUUUACAAACACAUCCAAAAAGUGUUCAAGCACAUAAUGAUUUAAUUAUGCAAUGUCUUGAUGAUAAAGAUGAAUCAAUUCGUUUACGUGCACUUGAUCUUCUUUCUGGCAUGGUAUCAAAAAAAAAUCUCAUGGAUAUUGUACGUAAAUUAAUGAUUCAUAUGGACAAAUCUGAAGGAUCACAUUAUCGAGAUGAAUUACUUUCAAAAAUAAUUGAAAUAUGUAGUCAAAGUGAUUAUCAACAUAUCACUAAUUUUGAAUGGUAUAUUAGUAUAUUAGUUGAAUUAACUCGUCUUGAAGGUACAAAACAUGGAAAUCUCAUAGCUCGACAAAUGCUUGAUGUUGCUGUUCGUGUUGAAUCUAUUCGACCAUUUGCUUGUAAUCAAAUGGCAAUUCUUCUUGCAAAUGCUCAUGUAUUUAUAAUUGGUUCAAGUUCUACGACUGUUGCUGAAGUUUUAUAUGCAGCAGCAUGGAUUUGUGGAGAAUUUUGUUCUUAUUUAAAAGAACCACAAAAAACUCUUGAAUCAAUACUUAAUACAAAAAUUAUUUUAUUUCCUGGACAUAUUCAAUCUGUUUAUUAUCAAAAUAUUCUUAAAAUUAUAACAUAUUUAAUUCAAUCAUCAGAUAAUGAUGAAAUUUUAGCGAAACAAUUAGUUACAAUGACAAUCGAUAAAAUGUCAAUAUUUUUAUCGAGUGGUGAUGUUGAAGCACAAGAACGAGCAAGUAUUACUUUACAUAUUCUUAAAACAGUAUUAAAAUUAAUUGAAAAAUCGGAAUUUAAUGUUAAUGAACUAUCAGCAUUGUUUGAUGGUGUUCUUAAUCCAGUUGCUGCUAAAGCUCAAAGAAAAGUUGCUAUACCAAAUGGUUUGGAUUUGGAUGCAUGGAUAAAUGAUCCUCCAUCUGAAAGUGAAGAUGAAUCAGUAACAACAGAUUCUCGUCAUGAUAAUUCAGGAUUUUUUUAUGGUAAACAUGAAGAAAAUUAUUCAUCAAAUUCAUAUUCAAAUGAAACAUCAAAUUAUCAACAACCGAGAAAUUAUGUUGAACCAACAACUGAUGAAUUAGAAAAACAAAGAGAAUCAAGAAAACAAAGUGAAAACAUGAAUCCAUUCUAUUUAAAGGAUAGCAAAAAAACAAAACUAACACAAAAGCAUGAAACAUCGAUCGAUCAUUCAAAUGGUAACGAAAGUAUGCCAUCAACUCCAGACAAAGGAACAAUACCAGCUAAUUUACAAAUUUCACUUUCUGAUCAAUUAUAUCGACAAUCAAAAAUUGAUGAAGAAAAUCGACGUUUGAAGAAAAAAUCGAAAAGUGAUGGUGGAUCAUCAAAAAAAGGAAAGAAAUCUUCGAAAAAAUCCGAUAUAGCAGCAAUCGAUGAAAAUGAAGAUGACAUCUAUCCAACUGUUCAAGUUACACGUGGUGGUGAAUUACCUGAAGGUGUUACAGAAAGUGGACAUGAAGAUAAUGAUGAUGAUAUAGGUAGUGGAAGAAAUAAAAAAUAUGAUCCACAUCGAGCACUUAAUAUUGAUUUUAAUGAAAAACCUAUUCAAGCAACAUACACUCCACCACCAUCUCAGCUCAAAGAACCAUCUAAAAAAUUAGUUGAAACUCCUCCUGUAUCAGUUGAAAAAGUAAAGAAAUCUAAGAAAAAGAAAACAAUUGAAAACCAAAUCGAACCAUCAACAUCUAAAUCUAAACAUAAACGAGAACGUAGUGAUUAUAAAGAUUUGGGAUCACCAGCUGAUGAUGAUGACAAACAUGUAUUACAAUCUGCGGUUGCUGCUCCUAGUCCUACUCCUGCGCCUGUUUCUGCUGCAUCUCCUGUUAUCGAAGAGAAACCAAAGAAAAAGAAAAUUAAAGAAAAAAAAUCAAUAUCAAAAACAGCAAUACCAGAUGCAAAUGAUUCUGCUUCACUUCUACUCGAUAUUAUGAGCGAUGAUAUUCAUCCAAUAAAUCAAUCUAACCAACAAUACAAUGAACAAGAUUCGUAUAAACUAGCUGCUCAAACAGACAAUUUAAUAAUAGAAUAUUUAAUAACUCCUAAUUCAUCAACAGCUGAACUUGAUGUAACAUUUCUCCUCAAAAAUCAAACAUCAUCUAUAAUUGAUCAUAUUGAUAUUCAUGUUAUCGAUAGUAUGAGCUCAAAAUUACUUAAUACAACAAGUGCAAAUCGUAUUUCAUUUACAACAAUAAGUCUUUUUCCACGUUCACAAAAUUAUAUACAUAUAUAUUUCGCAAUAAAUGCAAUAUCAUUUUCUCAAAAUUUAAAAACAACAUUAUCUUAUACUAUAAAUGGAUCAAAUAAAAAUGAAAAAGAUUCAAUUGAAUUUAAACUUAAUCUACCAUGUUCACAAUAUUUAAGAAAAAAACCGAUGAAUUCAAAUGCAUUUGCUGAUUUAAUGAGUUCUGGUACAUUGACAUGUCAAUCACAUAUAGAUAUUCCAUUAUCAAAUCAAGAUUUUGUAUCGAGAAUUAAAACAAUUUGUCAAUCUUAUCGAUUAACGAUUGUUGAACAAAUCAAUGCCGCUGCAUCAUUAUAUGCUGAAACAAUACUUGGACAACCUAUAGCAUUUUUAUUGAAAUCAACAAAUUCUCAAACUAAUAUCUCAGUCGAUGGUAAAUCAACCGAAACACAUUUUCUUUCCAAUUUAAUGGAAGAAAUAAAAACAUCAUUGAAAUAA